Eucalyptus grandis is the source of this 324-nucleotide messenger RNA. RefSeq lists its product as uncharacterized. NCBI's taxonomy places the organism in Eukaryota, Viridiplantae, Streptophyta, Magnoliopsida, Myrtales, Myrtaceae. The record is from RefSeq and is a predicted model, not a curated record. Bases 1 to 324 code for a protein of 107 amino acids. The transcript has a single exon.
AUGAUCCAAGAAUUCAAAGAAGAAAUGAUGAAGACAUUUGAGAUGACAGACUUGGGCUCGAUGCAUUACUUCCUUGGCAUCGAGAUCGACCAAAAUGAAGGAGUGUUUAUCUCGCAGAAGAAAUAUACUGAGAACCUCUUGAAGAAAUUCAAGAUGAACUAUCGCAAAGCAGUUUCAACUCUGCUCAUGACAAAUGAGAAACUAUUAAAAGAAGAUGGAGCAGAUAAAGUUGAUGCCUCCCUCUAUAGAAGUCUGAUUGGCAGUCUGCUAUAUCUCACUGCUACACGAUCGGAUAUUAUGUAUGCGACAAAUCUACUAUCAUGA